CAUUCAAUAUUCAAUGAUUCAAUUCACGUUAACGCAUUCCGUCCUUUAGCUUUCUUCGACUACGGUUUCGUUACACAGAUGAUUUCUCUAUUCAUUCGCUCCGUCUAUUCCAAUUCUUCAUAACUUCUGGCCUUCGAUUUCAAUCUCUUCUCCCUCAAACAAAACCCUUAUUCUUCUUAUAUAUUCAGAUCCAUCCCUCACUUUCUACCGCCGUGGCAUCUCUCACCGCUCUGUCACAUUUCGUGAGGCCCAUCAGGUUCGCGCUGACAACGACACAGGUUGCGUCCUCUGCAUCCUCUUACUCAACCACCUCUCACAUCGUCGGAGACCUCAAGAUCUACACCUCAUCACCGAUGCCGCCGCAAGCUACACCACGUUGGUGAAGGUGCAGCGUUUUCUCCUGCGGACUCAGUCGAUUUUCUCAAGGAGUCCAUUGUGUAGCUUUUUGUCUACUUUCUUGCCCUAGGGAUUCACUCGCUUGAGAUUUGUGCAUGCCAAGGAAACAUACAUUGCACUGAAGAUUACAAUUUUUGGUUAUGGACUUCAAAUUUCGGUGUGAGCAAACAAUCAUGUAUGUUCUUUGUUUUUGCGUGAUAUCAUUGGUGGAUAUUCCAAGGUUUAAGUUGCUACUCCUCAAAAUGCCCACUACUCGACAAGUUCAUGUCAAGAUGGUUAUUCAUCAAAUUAUUCAAUUUUUGAAUUUCAUGUGUACCAGCUUUGUAAUUAAGGCUAUGUUCUUCCUAGAUGUCAUCUUCUACUCUGACAACAUAUUCCUCAUCGUCCUCUUCUGCUCCAGCCUUCAAGUGGAGAGGUUAACUUUCUUUGAACAGAAAAAGAUACCAGCGCAAACAUCUUUGUUCGUCUCUUACAAAGUGGUGUCACUCCAAAGUCCUAAUCCAUAUGGACUAAGGGAAAGGCCUAAGCCAGAUGGUACAACUCCUAUUGAAGAGGAUGAAGAGGGGGGAAGAGAAGGAAGAGAAAGAAGAAAAGGAAGAUUCCGAGAAGUGGGACAACAAUAGUGUCGUAAAUGACUUUUCUUUGUUUCUUCAACUAUCUUGAUAUGUUUCCAAGUGUUGCUUGCUAUACUAAUUUAAGGGUAUACUAUGAACAUCAUGUUAUUGCAUCAGCAAGUUUGAGCUUUCUUAGUUUUUUUAGCCACCAUUGCAAUAUAUGUCAUUAUAUUCAAUAUUAAUUGAGUCAUUCAUGGGGAAUUGACAAAGAUACAACUUUAUCAUUUAAGAGAGUUUUUUUUUAUGAAUUGGAAAGGAGAUUUUAUCAUACCUUGAGAGCUUAACGGUAAAUUAUAUAUCAUUUUUUUUUCUAAGUGGUUAGUUAGUUGGUUAGAUGGUAAGUUACUUUGUGGUUAAUUAUAAGGAUAGUGGUUAAAUUAAUUUGAUGUUUGAAGAAAAAAUAUACUCUUUUCUUUGCUUCGUUGGAAAAGAAGAAAAUUAUACCCAAAUACAUUUUUUUUAUUUUUUUAUUUUAACAAUACGAAGUUUUUGGAUUCUAAUUCCAAAAUUAUUUAUUAUGAAAUUACAUAAGACAUG
Molecule: messenger RNA, 1547 nt
Organism: Lotus japonicus
Lineage: Eukaryota; Viridiplantae; Streptophyta; Magnoliopsida; Fabales; Fabaceae
Exons: 8
Coding region: 537-1019 (160 amino acids)
Source: RefSeq, a predicted model, not a curated record